AGGUGCCAAAAAAUAAAAGAACCUAUGAGGCUAUAAAUCUCAAGAAGAAACGCCAUUGGGUUGUAGUUGCGAACCCGGUCGACGAUCUCUAGAGUCCCAUCCAAUCCAAUCCAAUGGCAAGUGUUCAUCCUAGGGUAGGAUCGAGAAGAGAAAAGUCAAGAGGACGUCAUCAUGGUUUAAGCCAACAAAAGAGGCAAGAGAUAAGGGAAGCAUUUGAACUCUUUGAUACGGAUGGUUCUGGGACUAUUGAUGCCAAAGAGCUGACUGUUGCCAUGAGGGCCUUGGGUUUUGAAAUGAUAGAUGAGCAAGUUAGUCAGAUGAUUGCUGAUGUAGACAAAGAUGGCAGUGGUUCAAUUGAUUUUGAUGAAUUCGUUUACAUGAUGACAUCCAAGAUUGGAGAAAGGGAUUUCAGGGAACAGUUGAUGAAAGCUUUUUGCAUUAUUGACCAAGAUAGCAAUGGAAAGAUAUCUGCCGUUGAUAUCCAGCGUCUUGCUAAAGAUUUGGGGGAAAACUUUACUCUUGAAGAGAUCAGAGAGAUGAUAACAGAAGCAGACCGCAAUGGCGAUGGAGAAGUUGAUGCUGAUGAGUUUAUCAGGGUGAUGAAAAGGACAGGUUAUGGUCAUUAAAUAUCCAAAAUUAUCUUGCUGCAAAAGACUCAUUCUUUAUGAUGCAAGUGACUCAGAAAGCCUUGAACUCAAGAUUAUGAUGCAACUUAAAUUAACCAAUCUGUCAUAUGAGAUGGUUUUCUGUGUAUAACCAUAUUUCACUUGCCCAUAUAAGCCUUGUGUGGAUUCUGGAGUUUCAUUGAACAUGUUUUAUUUAUGGUUGUGUUUAUUGGUAGUUGUGUACUCUAUUAAAAAUGGGUAAAUUUUGGAUGUUGAAUGGAUAAAUCGUUCACCAGAUUUUUAA
Messenger RNA from Phoenix dactylifera (date palm), 909 nucleotides. RefSeq names its product putative calcium-binding protein CML13. Gene Ontology annotation, molecular function: calcium ion binding. The record is from RefSeq and is a predicted model, not a curated record. Gene Ontology annotation, cellular component: myosin II complex. NCBI's taxonomy places the organism in Eukaryota, Viridiplantae, Streptophyta, Magnoliopsida, Arecales, Arecaceae.